This is a messenger RNA of Danaus chrysippus (African queen), 1230 nucleotides long. Lineage: Eukaryota; Metazoa; Arthropoda; Insecta; Lepidoptera; Nymphalidae. The record is from the annotation of a GenBank genome assembly.
AUGCCUCUUAAUUUAGCAGGCGUUCGUCAAUACCUAAGUGAUUUGAGAAAUUCAGGAGGCCUACAUAAAGAUCAGGCUGAAAAAUACCGCAAUGUGUUACUUGAAAUUUUAAAAAACCCGGAGGGAGAACUAGCAGAGUGCUUGAAGGCAUUUAUUGAAGCGAUCGUAAAUGAGAAUGUAAGCCUGGUGAUAUCUCGUCAACUGCUUACCGAUGUGAGCACUCAUCUCGCGUUGCUACCAGAUAAUGUUUCACAGGAGGUCUCCCACUUUGCUUUGGAUGUCAUUCAACCAAGAGUUAUAUCUUUUGAGGAACAGGUGGCCAGUAUUAGACAACAUCUAGCAGAUAUAUAUGAAAGAAAUCAAAAUUGGAAAGAAGCGGCCAAUGUUCUGGUUGGCAUUCCAUUGGAGACUGGACAAAAACAAUAUUCAGUGGAUUAUAAGUUGGAGACAUAUUUAAAGAUAGCUCGGCUUUACCUUGAAGUAGAUGACCCAGUACAGGCAGAGGCGUUUGUGAACAGAGCUUCAUUGCUACAAGCUGAAACAACCAAUGAGCAGUUACAGAUAUAUUAUAAAGUCUGUUACGCAAGAGUCUUAGAUUAUAGGAGAAAAUUCAUUGAAGCAGCUCAGAGGUACAAUGAACUGUCUUAUCGUAACAUAAUACAUGAGGAUGAAAGAAUGACAUGUCUUAGGAAUGCACUUAUAUGUACAGUGCUGGCAUCGGCUGGUCAGCAAAGAUCUCGAAUGCUUGCAACAUUGUUCAAAGAUGAACGCUGCCAACAAUUGCCAGCAUAUUCCAUAUUAGAAAAAAUGUACCUGGAUCGCAUCAUACGACGCUCAGAACUACAUGAGUUUGAAGCCCUAAUGCAGACUCACCAAAAAGCAACUAUGUCAGAUGGGUCGACCAUUUUGGACCGAGCAGUCUUCGAACACAACUUACUGUCAGCCAGUAAAUUAUACAACAACAUAACGUUCGAGGAGCUCGGAGCUCUAUUAGAGACACCUCCAGCAAGAGCUGAACGCAUCGCCUCACACAUGAUCAGUGAGGGAAGAAUGAAUGGGUACAUUGACCAGAUCAGCGCUGUAGUGCACUUUGAAACUCGUGAAAUUCUCCCGCAAUGGGACAAACAAAUCCAAAGUCUCUGCUAUCAAGUUAACGGGCUCAUAGAACAGAUAGCUGCCGCAGAACCAGAGUGGAUGGCCAAGCUCAUGGAAGAAGAAAUGAUUCAAUGA